AUGCCUGGAGAUCAACAAAGCGAACCUGCUACAAAUCCAAAUUCAGCCUAUUACUUGAGCAACAAUGAUUUGAAUGCUCCCAAAUUGGUUAAUAUAGUGUUUGAAGGUAAAUGUUUCAAUGAUUGGAAACGUUCGAUGAUAAUAGCUUUAUCAGCAAGAAACAAGCUGUGUUUUGUUGAUGGUAGCUUAAAUCAGCCAGCUGCAAACUCUCUUAAUCUCAGAAUAUGGAAUAGAUGCAAUGAUUUGGUUAUUUCCUGGAUUUUAGCUUCUUUAGAACCUUCGAUUGGUAUAAGUGUUUUAUAUCUUAGAACUGCAAGGGAGAUAUGGCUUGAUCUAGAAGAAAGAUUUUGUCAAUCUUCUGGUCCACAGUUAUACACCAUACAACAGCAAUUGAGUGAUCUUAAUCAGGAAGAAAAUGAGGAGAUCUCAAGUUUUUUCACUAAGAUUAAGCUAUUGUGGGAUCAGCUUGAUGGAUUAGAUCCUACACCAGCCUGUGUAUGCACUGGAUGUAGUUGCACACUCACGUUGAAACUACUGAAAAUACAGCAGAACCAGAGAUUGAUUCAGUUUUUAAUGAAACUGAGUCAGAAGUUUGAUCACUCUAAAAGUUCAAUUCUCAUGAUGAAUCCACUUCCUACCAUUUCGAAAGCUUAUGGAUUACUGCUUCAAGAAGAGCAACAAGGAGUGUUCAUUAACAAAACACAGCCUACUGAAUCAGCAGCAUUAGCCACAAGGAGAUUCAAUGAAAAUAAUAAGCCUUACAGAAAUAUGUACACACUAGGAAACAACAAUAUCUCACACAACACAGCUGGUCAAGCUAGAAACUACAGCUACAACAGGAACAGUUUGUUCUGUGAGCACUGUAGAAUGAAGAAUCAUACAAUUGACAAAUGCUGGAAACUACAUGGUUACCCUAAAGACUUCAAGAAUAAAGGCAAAAGAGUAGCAGCAGCAGCUCAGUUGGAAGAUUAUGCAGACAAAGACAAACAAAGUGAAGAGGAUUCAGGCAUGAUACAUGCCACAUUUACUGAAGAGCAGUACAACCAGUUGAUGAAAUGA
This is a messenger RNA of Spinacia oleracea (spinach), 1059 nucleotides long. RefSeq lists its product as uncharacterized. The coding region runs from base 1 to 1059 and encodes 352 amino acids. Lineage: Eukaryota; Viridiplantae; Streptophyta; Magnoliopsida; Caryophyllales; Amaranthaceae. The record is from RefSeq and is a predicted model, not a curated record. The transcript has a single exon.